This is a messenger RNA of Rhopilema esculentum, 3512 nucleotides long. RefSeq names its product ATP-binding cassette sub-family G member 4. The record is from RefSeq and is a predicted model, not a curated record. Gene Ontology annotation, molecular function: ABC-type transporter activity; ATP binding; ATP hydrolysis activity. Gene Ontology annotation, cellular component: plasma membrane. Gene Ontology annotation, biological process: transmembrane transport. NCBI's taxonomy places the organism in Eukaryota, Metazoa, Cnidaria, Scyphozoa, Rhizostomeae, Rhizostomatidae.
GAACUUUUUAAGCGUCAUUUGCAUACAAAAGUUAUUGCAGUGUUCAGCCGGGGAAGGAAGAGAAAAAAGUUUCACCAGUGUUGGGAAAAUGUCAGCUUCCAUUGCCAGCUAACUGUUUUCUUUUAUAAAUAGCAACAUGAAGGCUCUUUGUGCAACUGGCAAGAAGAAGGAAUUACAGUGUUGUGGAAACGGUGACACAACUUCGUGUUGCGAUUAUCCCUUCAUCGCCACCGAUCCCGCAAAAUGCAGCCCUGUAGAACCGAAAUCUGUAUUUUCUGGACCAAACUUCAAAGUCGAUAUCGAAUUUAAAGAAGUUGGCUUCGCAGUGAAACUUAAAGGACGUGGAAGCUGGUUCUUCAGUUCAGAGGACAAAAUAGAAAACAAAGUUAUCUUAAACAAUGUCAGUGGCAAGUUCCAGAGUGGUGAGCUCACAGCAGUUAUUGGACCUUCGGGUGCUGGGAAAUCCACGCUGCUCAAUAUUCUUGCUGGCUACAAUUCUCGAUCGGCUGAAGGGAAAAUCCUUGUGAAUGGAGUUAAAAGAGAUGCACGGAACUUUAGGAAGAUUUCCUGUUAUAUAAUGCAGGAUGACAUCUUGAUGCCGAAUUUGACAGUUUUGGAAUCAAUGAUGGUUUCUGCGAGUCUUCACUUGAAAGAAUCAAAUUCCAAGGAACAGAAAAAACAAGGGAUCCUUGACAUUCUCAGUGUUCUCGGCCUCGAAGAAACAGCAGAUACUUACUUGCAUGAAAUUUCUGGAGGUCAAAGGAAAAGAUUAGCAAUCGCUUUGGAGUUGGUCAACAACCCUCCUGUCAUCUUCUUGGAUGAACCAACCAGCGGCCUCGACAGUUUGUCCGCGUACCAAUGCAUCAGUUUGAUGAAAACCUUGGCAAAAGGUGGCAGAACAGUCAUCUGUACUAUUCACCAACCCAGUGCAAAGCUCUUUGAAAUGUUUGAUAAGCUUUAUAUCUUGACAAGCGGUCAAUGUAUCUACAGUGGAUCAUUAAACGAUCUUUUGCCAUAUAUGGAAUCUCAAGGCUUGCGCUGCCCAAAGUACCACAAUCCUGCAGAUUUUGUCAUUGAGGUAGCUUCAGGAGAGUAUGGUGAUGUCACAAACCAUUUGGUAAAAUCUUGGAAAAUUCAGGAGAAGAAGAACGAGCUUGCCGAGAUGGAAAAGCAAAUACACUCACAGGAUGCGGAGUCAAAGUACGACAAAAGCUUCGCACUGCCUGCCGUUGUGACGUACAUGCCAGGAAAAUGUACGAGCGUUACGUCAAGCUCAGAAAGUUUAUUGGAUGUGGUCAGUCAAACAACACAGUUCUCGGUGCUGAUCAAGCGUUCCAUGGUUUCAAUUUUCCGCGAUCGCAUGUUUACUCAUCUCCGUCUCAUCUCUACAAUCGCUGUCGCUUUUCUCAUCGGACUUUUGUAUUACAAAAUUGGGAACAAUGGGGACAAAGUCAUCAACAACACAGGAUGCUUGUUCUUUUCAAUGCUGUUUCUAAUGUUCAUUGCAUUGAUGCCAACUGUGCUUACAUUUCCUUUGGAAAAACUUGUGUUCAUCAGAGAGCAUUUGAAUAAUUGGUACAGUCUGAAAUCAUACUAUUUGGCAAAGACGAUGGCUGACUUACCCUUUCAGAUAAUACUUCCUGCCCUGUAUUGUACAAUUAUCUACUUCAUGACAAAUCAGCCCAAAGAGCCAGAGAGAUUCGUCCAGUUUUUAGUCAUAACGAUUCUCACAUGCCUUGUCUCCCAGUCAAUCGGCCUCCUUCUUGGGGCAGUCGCACCAAGUGUUCCCACUGCAGUAUUCGUUGCUCCAGUUACAGGGAUACCAGUGCUGUUAUUUAGUGGCUUUUUCGUGAACUUUGACACCAUCCCCACGUACAUGCAGUGGCUCACCUAUAUUUCAUUUGCAAGGUACAGCUGGGAAGGAACGAUUGUAGCCAUAUAUGGCAAUAAUCGGGGCUCUCUCGAUUGUGACAAACCGAGAUGCAUCUUCAAAAGCAGUCAAGAGGUAUUAGAGGCAAUGGACGUCAGUGAGGAUGCAUUGUUUCUUGACAAUGCCAAAUUCCAUUUUGACUGCAUUGUUUUGGGCUUCUUUUUUAUAAGCCUAAGGUUGAUAACGUACCUUGUCUUAAGGUAUAAAGUAAAAUCAACGACUAGUUAAAUCGAUAGGUGUGAAAUCGAGGGUUGUAGAUCGAUUUUCGUUGAGAUUCGUUUGGUCUGGGAUGAAAGCUAGUAGUUUGGAUCAAAUGGAAUGGCAUGCCAGUGAGAGUUAAUACAUUUCCUUGCAACAAAGCGUUGCCAAGAUCGAAGCAUGUAAAGUGCGAUCCAGUUUAAACAGGGUCUAAAGCUUUGACUCUUGCUGCCAAAUCACGUUUAUAACACGGUGCCGAUCCCUUAUAAUUUUGAACAUCAGUAGGUGAACUUCGAAGUGUUUUGGUCGCCUUUUAGAUCACAAAUUUCAUCCACUUGAAAGGCUCAGAGAAAUAUUUUUGCGCAGGUCGUAUUAUUAUGCAAGAUUUACUAACACAGGAGCACGUAAACACACUUGAUUUAAAAUGAGAUUUAAGAGCUAGAAUAAAUUUAUUUAUACCCUACAGUCAUUUGGUUAUGGAUGAUUCCGCCUUGAGCUACAGUCACAUGAUAAGGCCUAUCAAUCAAUCCGAAAUCCUCGGUUUGCAUCUUGUGUUUUAAAAUGCCAUAUUCUGAGAGUGCUGCACCAAUCAACCUAAUAUAAUACUCGUAUUCACACUUUAAAUACAUUAAGUAUAAUAGAAGACUUGUUUUAUUUUUCAAGACUGCAUAUUGAAACUUUUCUUUUAUUUACAUUAAAGAGGAAAAUCUCAUACAUCUCUUUUGUAUUUUUGCUAAAAUUUUGCAAAUUAUGUUACUACCGUCAGGUACAACAUACAGUUUUUCGUAUUGAAUAUACAAGAUACAAUUUUGAAGUGAUCUUCUGUUUUGAGAAAACAUAAAUUAUUGUUUUUGAAUACCUUCGAGGUUUUGCCUCCAUAUUAACGAAUGCACAUUUUGAAGACGACAAUUUUGCUACUGCCAAGUUUAAUAUGACCUCUCUAAGUUUAGUGUGAAAACUAAAUUUGCAAAAUUUUGUGAAACAUUUGGAAAGUUUCUGCCUGACGAAUGUUUAUGGAUACCACUGUUUUAUGAAAGUAUAAUGCAAGCUUACUUUUGCCAAGUGUCAAUUGACCUUUCAUGUGACUCUUGACAACAAAAUUUUGUGUCUUGACACUGGACUAAUCCUCUUUGCUGUGUGGCAGGGUGGUUUUUACAUGUUUUCAUUUCCAAUUUAUAAAAUGUUUGUCCACACCAACAUUUCAGUCUUGAUUUCGCAUUGUAAAAUUACGAAUGUAAUAUCCUCAAGUUGAGUUUCUGUAGACCUCAACUUUAAAAACAGAGGGUUGUUUAAUUUUUCACUGUUGUUUAAAUGUAUAAUGAGCAAUAUGAUUGUAUUGAGUUUUUAAAUUUUACCAAAUAGAUUAGAAAUCGUGCAAAGCGAA